AUGAGGCAGUGCGGUCACGAAGGCUGCGUGGCCUUGAAGGAAGCAUGCGCGACAUUCCACUCCAACAUGCCGUGGGCACUGCCUGCUUGUCUGAGAGCUCGCGGACUCCAGCCAGCUCUCUGCGGUGAGCAGGCCCUGUUGUCGGCCUGGAGGCCGGGGAAGGGGCCGCCCUCCAAGCGGAGCGGGAACGAGGCCGCAGGAAGUCGGCGGGGUUUGCUCGAGCUGCGCCCACUGGGUGCUUGUGCAGAGUUGGGCGACAAGAAGCGACUGGCCAUGUACCUUGAGAGAUGUGGUCUCAGCAUGUGGGCACCUCUCACAAUCUUCACUCCGCAUGACAUGUCCAAAUAUGGCGACUGCGACAGCCGGGUGCUAUGGUUCCUGAAGCAUGCUCGCAAGGAGCGGAACGAAGGAGUUUCUGUACACUUGGGGGCCAAAACCUGCCAAAGUGCGUGGCUAGCCGUCGCCCAAGAAGAGCAAGAUGACUAUGUCGCUCAGCGAGAAGUACCCGCAGUCCUACUGGAUGAGGAAGACCGGAAGCUAACAUUUCGGAUCUAUUUGCUAUUGGUGGCGCAACACAAAGGGUCCUCUGCCAUGGCGCUCGUGCGCCGAGAGUUUAUUUGCAGAUCCCACCCGGCAGUGUAUGAUGCAUCCGAUCCGGAUUCGUCUCGACACGUGCACAGCACGCUUGAUGUCUUUAAAGAUGUGCAGGGGAGGAGCAGCAAAACGUUUUCUCAAUGUGCGGCGGUCUGGCCGGCGAUGUUGAGCAUGUUCAAGGCGGUUCUGGAACCUUUCCUGGAAAGUUUUGCAGUCGCCAAGGAUGCAGGUUCUGUGCUGAGCUUCGAGCUUCUGGGAGCUGAUGUCCUCUUGGAUAAAGAAGGGCAGCCCUGGCUCCUGGAG
Messenger RNA from Symbiodinium necroappetens, 897 nucleotides. Lineage: Eukaryota; Dinophyceae; Suessiales; Symbiodiniaceae. The record is from the annotation of a GenBank genome assembly.